GGCAUUAAACACAGAAAACAAAUUGUCAGGCUUAAUACAUAAUAAAUUUGACAGAACUGCAGUAUUUUAUUAACAACUUCUUACAAUUUUAUAAAAGAUAUUAAUAAAUGUAUCUAUACAGAUUAAUAGUCACAUAAAUUUUUCAAUUUUUAUAUAAAAUAAAGUAAAUAUCAAAGUCAAAAUAAAAAUGACAACCUUCCAAACUCAACUUUUAUAUGCUUUAGGAAAUAAAAUAAAGGUUCUUCCGGAUUUAAGAAAAAUAUUUCUUCGUCCUUUAAUACAAAUAGCUGUAAAAGCAAUAAAUCAAGAAUACAUAGAAGAAGGAAUAUUAGAUAGAAUAAGUCAAAAAUACAAUAUACCAGAAGAAACUGUGGAUGAAUAUUAUUCAGUCAUCUUUACAAUAUUAAAGAUUCAUUUGGGCACAAUAUCGCAAAAUAUUAAACCUGCAGAAUUUAAACAAAUAUUAGAAGAGCUGAAAUUAUCUUCAGAAUGUAUUGAUGACCUAUCUAUAGUUGUAUAUGGUCAAAAGCGACCAGAAUUAAUAUCAGGAUUAAUACAGAAAACAAAAUUUUAUCCACACUUAAUAGCCUGCAAGUGGCGUAUAGAUAUUACUAUUUCUUCUAGCAUAUUAAAUAGGGUCUUGGAACCACAUAUUAUAAUGGAAUGGACAUUUAGCAAUGGAAAGCGUCAAAUAUUUGAGUUAUCUUUGCCAAAGUUUCAUCAAUUAAGACAUGCCAUAGCAACUAUACUUGUAGAUAUGCGAAAGGUUGAAAAACAAUGCGCUUCAAAAAAUAUUCUAUGUAGCUGAUGAUGGUAUGAAAACUAACAGUAUAAGCCUUUUUCAUUCUAGCUUUGUGCAAUAUUGUAUUAGAAAUAAGAAACAAGAUAUAAAAUAUACUUUGUACUUCAAGAAACUACGUUUCAUGUAAUAAUGUAAAUAACCAAUAAAAUUAGUUAACUUUC
Molecule: messenger RNA, 963 nt
Organism: Bombus pascuorum
Lineage: Eukaryota; Metazoa; Arthropoda; Insecta; Hymenoptera; Apidae
Product: COMM domain-containing protein 5-like
Exons: 4
Coding region: 188-808 (206 amino acids)
Cellular component (GO): nucleus
Source: RefSeq, a predicted model, not a curated record